Ixodes scapularis (black-legged tick) is the source of this 2023-nucleotide messenger RNA. RefSeq lists its product as uncharacterized. The record is from RefSeq and is a predicted model, not a curated record. NCBI's taxonomy places the organism in Eukaryota, Metazoa, Arthropoda, Arachnida, Ixodida, Ixodidae. Bases 70 to 1611 code for a protein of 513 amino acids. Gene Ontology annotation, molecular function: zinc ion binding; nucleic acid binding. The transcript has a single exon.
UACCGGCGACGUCCGAGCAGUCGCCAGUGAAAAGCCACUCGUAAGGGUGGUCUUUUCUAGACCCCAAUCAUGAUGCCCGGCUCCACGAUCGAACUUCCACAGCAGAGCAUUGAAAGCGCCGCCACCAACGUCACAAACCCAGUAUCGACAGACCACAUCACCCCUGGACAACACUGCAUGCCGAACGACUCAACUCACGAUGCUCAUGACACCGCGUCCAAGUUCUGGACGUCCGAGUCGGUAGCGAACUCGUCUGAGACCGGGGUCGAAAUUAUGGAUGAAAGCAACACCAACAACGAAGAGUGGAACAAGGCACGAUCACGUAAGCGAUCACACAAAACACUGUCCGACUCUGCUUCGAGUUCGGGAACAGUUCGCAAACAGCCGAACGUCAGUGAAGGACUCACAGUAAUCUUUGCCGCUACGAAGCCUGACCAAAAGCUAGCAACUUUAAGCAGCUUGAGGCUUUCCAACGCCCUAGAGAAGCUCUGUCCAGAGUGCAUCCUUCAGAUCCGCCCCAACGAGCGCCUCAACGUCGUCGCCGUUGAUGUGCGCAACGGACAAACAACAAGGACGCUGCUGAAAUGCCCUGAACUUUGUGGUGUCUCUGUCAGGGCCUACCAAUCCCUCGAGGGCCCCACAUCGAUUGGUGUCAUAAAAAAUGUCGAUGCUGAACUGUCAGAUCCUGAAAUUCUAGAAAACCUGCGAUCGGAUGGCCGCAUAGCCAGAGUACGUCGUCUUGGGGCGACAGGUGUCGUAAAGCUGACAUUCAACAGUUCACCAUUGCCAAGCUUCGUGCUGCUAGGACGAGUACGACACCAAGUGACGGAUUUCAAACCCCGUCCAAUCCAGUGUCGCAACUGUGGUGGUUUUGGGCACUUUGCAGUCUCAUGCACACGUUCUUCCGCAUGCUCUCGUUGUGCAGAGCCGCAUCCUAUAACUAACACCACGAGCAACACCAAAUGUAAAUCCACGGUGAUCAAGUGCGUCAACUGUGGAGAAGCACAUGAAGCUACAUCUCCAGCGUGUUCAAAAUGGAGAGAAGAGCAAAAUGUCGUCACGUACGCCAAGAGAAAUGCCGUUGACUACCGCUCUGCCAGAAUUAUUGUAAAGCAGGCGUCGGGAGUCAUACCAGAGCCCAUUCUCAAUGUGGUGGCCAACAGCACCUCCAAGAAAAGUGGAGAAGCCCCAGUGCAGGACAGGCAACCCCCAGCCCUUGACGAUAAGGGUUUAAGCUAUGCCGCAGCACUCAAGACCGAUCCUCAAAAAAAUAUCGAAAGACCACCUAACAACAACUCUGCAACAACGUCUAAUAAGCCAAAACCCGGUGUCACCAUUCCGACGGGCACUGAAAAGUCGACAUGCAACGGAGCAUCUAUCAAAAAAUCUGAACACUCAACGGGAGUCACCAAUAUUGAACCAACAUCAACGGCUGACUCUUCAAAAAGAUUACCCCGAGAUGCUCCGGAAAAACCUACGGCAAAUUGGAUAAAAUUAUUCAGAAUAGCAGCAGAAAUGGCGUGCGCUUAUCUUGAUGGCAUUGAUGCCUCGUGGGCACACAUUCUAUGCGGUUUCAUUCAGGCAGCGUUCCCACUGCUGAAUAUAGCAUAAUGCUGCAUCCCAACAUCCACCCAAAGAGACGCACCCGAAAUAUUGCAUGUCCAACAGUGCUUCAAUGGAAUACUAACGGCAUACAACAACGCCUCUCAGAUCUACGCCUACAUUUAAAGACCAACCGAUACGACGUCCUAGCCCUUCAAGAAACUCGUAUAAAAUACGGCAAAUUCAGACUUUCUCCAUACGUCGUUUAUCAGGGCCUACUGCCAGUUACUGAAAACACGAAGAACGAAGUGCCGAAAGCCACGAUACUUGUCCGAAGAGAACUGGAUCAGCGUCAAAUAGAUUUGACAGACUUAUGUGACGAUGCUGCUGAGUUCACCGGUGUAACGAUACGUAAAGGGGACUGUGACACCACCAUAGUUUCUGCGUACGUCCGUCCGGGAACCAAAUGGGACCCUACGAU